AGUCCGAAAUGGCGGGCGUUUCUGUGAAUGUUGUCAAUUUUUCGAUUUUAUUAUAAAUAAGUUUUUAAAAUAAAACAUUUGUAGCAAUUGUAAACAUGCAUAUAAAACAGGUGAUUAUUCAGGGAUUCAAGAGUUAUCGUGAGCAAAUUGUUGUAGAACCAUUUGAUAAACGGCAUAAUGUAGUUGUAGGGCGUAAUGGUUCGGGAAAAAGUAAUUUCUUUCAUGCCAUUCAGUUUGUGCUUAGUGAUGAGUUUUCACAUCUACGACCUGAACAAAGGUUAGCUCUGCUUCAUGAAGGCACAGGACCCAGAGUGAUAUCAGCUUUUGUUGAAAUUAUCUUUGAUAACUCUGACAACAGAAUACCAGUAAGCUUUAUUAUUUUAAUGUAUUUUAAUCCAUGCAAUCUCUAAAACGGAACUUAAAUUUCUAAUUUUUAUGAUUGAUAAUAUCAUUUAUUAUUUAUUUUCAUGACAUUAAAUUGUCAAUAUUUAUUACCACAAUAAAAAAACUAAAUACUUAAAUUAUCUCAAUAAAUGUUCUCUGUUUUCUUGCUAAAUGGCUAUAGUUAGCCUUUGAACAAGAAAAGAACGAACCCUCUUAUCACCAACAGAUUCAGAGACUCAUAUUGAUAGAGUGAUCUUAUUAUUGUUAGGUUAAUCCUAAAUGGAAGGAUUUUAGAAUAACCACCCCUUAACCUUUCUAGUACCGCGGGCAUAAAUUCAUGCACCUAUUAAGUGACCGUUGUAUACAGAGGGCAUAUAUUCAUGCAGCCAUACCACACUGCUAUUUUUGUCUUGGUACGACUUUACAUUGACUCCCAUCGAGUUGGGGGUUGAUACGUAUUUUUACAGAAAAGUUACACUAUUAUAAGCACACACAAAGUUACAAUAUGUGGAAACGUGUAAUUUUUGAGAAAAAAGUUAUUGAAAAUCAAUUAUUCUUGCAUUGUUUAUGUCUAAUCCUACAAUAAAACUGAUGCCAUUUUGAGUGAUCUAAGUUCCAACAACAGUAAAUUUUUGUUUCAAUUGAUAAAAAGUAAAAACAGAAAACCUCUAAACAAACAAUUUGUUAUGGUCAAGAUUUCAAAUAAGAUCUCUUCUGAGAUAUUUAGCCUUUUUAAAAAUAGUUUAUUGCAUGUAUGUAUAUUCAUAAAGACAUGUUAUUCCUAAAUGUUAUAUCUAUAUGAUUGUAGAAGAAAAAUUAAGGUAGUAAAGUUGCAGCCUAUUUACGUCCCACUGCUGGGCACAGGCCUCCUCUCAUUUCUGAGAGGGUUUUAGGGCAAGGAGGUGUUUAGCAAAUGUUUGUGAGUAAAAAUAUAGAAAUGUAAUGAUGAUUAUAUGCAUAAUUUUGGUUUAUUUUAGGAAGACCAUGUUAUACAGAUUGUGAGGACAUAAAAAUAAAAUAAAAGCAUGCUUUUUCAUUCAUAAAAUCAAAUUUAUUUUAAGUAAAUACACUUUUUCAAAAUCCCUUAAAACAAAGCUGUACAAAACGAAAUAAACAUAUUGUUAUUGUUUCCACUUAUUCAUGAUCUUAUGGGCUUUCAAGAACUGUAACUCACACCUCUUAUAACAUGAACAUUUGUGAAAAAACAUAAAUGUUGAAAUAAGUGCUGCGAGUGGAGAUGACGUCACGCCCCCCCCCCCCGUACAAAGCCGUUUUUUGUUAUAGCAGGUGUAGUAACAGAAAGGUUAAUAUUGAGAUGGGAGGGGUGGGAAAGGGGAGGGGAGGGAAACCUUUGUGAGUGAAUACCAGUGUGCUUUAAAAUGGGGAGGAGUUGCACCUUGUUGAAUCAACUAUUUUGGGAUCGGUCCAUGUUGCAUUAGACCUCUCCAUGCGACUGGCAAUAAGGAUAACACACCAGUAAUAUGUGACCCUAUUUACAAGUACAGUACAAGUCUCCAAAAGACAGGUAUUGUCAUUCCCUGCUGAAAUCGAACGCCCUGUAAUCCAAAGUCAGACCUUAUGGUUUAGAUGACCAAAAGCGUGCGUUCCGUUCUAGAUAAAGUAAAGUAAAAUAUACUUUAUUGUACACCAAGGAACAUAUUACAGUAUUUAUAUAUUUAAAGGGACAUUGGUACAACAGGCGGCCUUAUCGCUAAAACAGCGAUCUCUUCCAGGCAACCUUAGGGCAGAGGAUACUAUUUUUAAAAGAUAGCGGAAGGGGUGUACAGAAUAUAAUAUAGAAAGAUAAAGAAAGAAGAAAGAAAAAGUGAAUGAUGACAGGUAGUAACUUAAGGGGAAAGGUAAUAAAGUUUUAAUUUAUUUUUAAAUAUAGGAAGAGAUUUAGAUUCUUUAAUAUGUAAGGGGAGAGAAUUCCAUAGUCGUAUAGCGGUAACCGUAAAAGAAUUAGAAUAGAAGGAAGAGGAAUGUCUAGGAGUACUUAGAAGGAGAUUAUUUUGAGAUCGUAGAGGUAGAGAGUGUAAACUACUUAAAUAUAUAAAUCGGUCUUUCAAAUAAGAAGGAGUGGUCGGAUUGAACAGAAUGCAGUAAAGAAGAUGAAGAAUGUGAGUAUUCCUGCGAAGGUGAAUCGGUAACCACUUGAGCUUAUGGCGGAAUUCGGAUAUGUGGUCAUACUUUCGUAACCCAAAUAUAAAACUUAUGCAAUAAUUUUGAAACCGCUCAAGUAGUCAAGCGUAGUCAAGGAUCGGUAAAAGAAGAGAUUGAGCCAGUGCAACUACUAGAUACUGAACUUAAACAUUUCGGGAAGAAAUUUGUGACAUGAAGCAUACAAUGGAUGAUAUGAAUAGAAAAUUUGAAGAUAUUCAACAUAAAAAUGCUAAGUCUCUGGAAGAUACUAAGAGCCUGAUUGAAACCAAUGCCAAAUUGCAGAUUACUAUAAAAGAUCUUGAGACACGCAUAAACAACCUUGAGCUGAACGCUUGCAGCAACAACGUCGAAAUUCAAUGCUUGCCAGAGAAGAAGUCAGAAAAUUUUUCACGGUGUUCAACAACAUUUGCAGUAUAGUAAAGUGUGACAUCAAAAUUGAAAAGAUAAAUCGAAUAACAAGAAUUGCCAAACUCAAUCUGAAUAGUGAUCGUCCUCGCUCGGUAAUAGUUGAAUUUAAUAACACUAGAUAACGAAAUAGUUUCUUAGCAGCCACAAUCAAAUUUAAUAAAGCUAACCCGGAUAAUAAGUUGAACUCUAGUCAACUAGGUUUUAUUGGUCUUAAGACUCCGGUAUAUGUGACAGAGCACUUGUCAGCAGCAAAUAAAUUCGGCGACGAGGAAGACUGCAAAAGAAAAAGGGUUUAAGUUUGUUUGGAUGAGCGGUGGACUUAUCUUUCUAAGAAAAAGUGAAAAUUCAGGUUUUAUUCUCGUUAAAAAUUUUGAUUCAUUAUCAAAACUAGAUUAAUUUGCUACUUAUUGUUAAUUAACAAUGAUUUAUAUAAUAUUGUAUUUUAAUGGCAACACUGCGUCGGUUGUCAUCACUGUGUCUGUUAUGAAGGAAGGUUCAAUAUGAUGUUAUAGGCUCUCCAUGUUGUUGUUUUGAGGUUAAUAAAAAGCACGUUUUAUGUUCAAAGUAUUAUAUAUUUAAUUAUCCUCAUAAUCCUUAACAGCGUUAUAGGCCCAGUACGGCCAUCAGUUUUAUAGUGGAUUAAUAAGUGUUAAAGAACAGAAAAUGUCAAAAGAAAAAUAUCAAAUUGUCCCUUUCGCGGGGGACAAUUACAACGCAUGGGAGUUUUGAUUAAAAAGUAUCCUGCGGGAUAAUGGAGCAAUAGAGGCGAUCGAAAAGGAGGAUUUCAGUAAAUCUACGGAUAACAAGCAAUUGCAAUUGGAAGCUAAGGCCCAGGCUAUCAUAAUAGCGGCAACCGCCGACAGUCACCUCGAAAACUUAAAAGACAGAUCUGCUUAUCAAAUUAUUAAAAGCAUGGAAGACAGCUUUAAGAAGAAAGGUACACGAUCUAAAUUAUUUAUAAGAAGAGAGUUGUCCGAUAUGAAAUUCGACGAACGGAAACCUUUAAUGGAACAUUUUAUUGACAUGGUAAAGCUAUUUGCACAAGAGAUGCGAAGAGAUGUUGCAUCUCUUUGCAUUUUCUUUCGCAUCUACCAUGGGGAGUGCUCUGAGGAAUUGUUCGGAUUAAUCCCAGCCGCCAAAUUUCAUGAACGCACAUCGCGGCAGAACUCCCGAUACCAUCCACACCAUCUGGAUGAUUGGCGGUCCACCACUGUGCGAUUUAGAAGAUGUUUUCUUCCUCGCACGACUUCCUUGUGGAAUCGAUUACCAUCAGCGAUUUUUCCGGACCGAUACGACUUAGGGACCUUCAAGAAAAGAGCCUACUCCUUUUUAAAAGGCCGGCAACGCAUCUGCAAUUCCCCUGGUGUUGCGGUUGUUCAUGGGCGGCGGUAGUCACUUACCAUCAGGUGAGCCGCAUGCUCGUUUGCCCCCUCUCCUAU
Messenger RNA from Parnassius mnemosyne (clouded apollo), 4394 nucleotides. The record is from the annotation of a GenBank genome assembly. NCBI's taxonomy places the organism in Eukaryota, Metazoa, Arthropoda, Insecta, Lepidoptera, Papilionidae.